Limanda limanda (common dab) is the source of this 1657-nucleotide messenger RNA. Its product is annotated as tripartite motif-containing protein 16-like. The record is from RefSeq and is a predicted model, not a curated record. Gene Ontology annotation, molecular function: protein binding; zinc ion binding. Bases 1 to 1482 code for a protein of 493 amino acids. NCBI's taxonomy places the organism in Eukaryota, Metazoa, Chordata, Actinopteri, Pleuronectiformes, Pleuronectidae. The transcript is spliced from 2 exons.
AUGGAGCAGCAAGAAAAUCACCUGGACAGAGAAAGAUUCUGCUGUUGGAUCUGUGUGGAUCUACUGAAGGAUCCGGUGACUACUGUCUGUGGACACAACUUCUGUAAGAGCUGUAUUAACACCCACUGGGACAAAGAGGAGGAGAGAGGAAGCUACAGCUGUCCUCAGUGUAGACAGACCUUCACACCGAAGCCUGUCCUGGAGAAAAGCACCAUGUUAGCUGAUUCACUGGAGGAGCUGAAGAAGACUGGACUCCAAGCUGCUCCUGCUGAUCACUGCUCUGCUGGACCUGAAGAUGUGGCCUGUGAUGUCUGCACUGGGAGAAAACUGAAAGCUCUCAAGUCCUGUUUGGUUUGUUUGGUCUCUUAUUGUGAAAAACACCUCCAGCCUCAUCUUCAGUCAGCUGCAUUGAAGAAGCACAAGCUGGUGGAGCCCUCGGAGAAGCUCCAGGAGAACAUCUGCUCUCGUCACGACGAGGUGAUGAAGAUGUUCUGCCGCACUGAUCAGCAGUGUAUCUGUUACCUGUGCUCUGUGGAGGAACAUAAAGACCACGACACAGUGUCAGCUGCAGCAGAAAGGACUGAGAGGCAGAGAGAGCUCGGGCUGAGGAGACAAACAAUCCAGCAGAGAGUCCAGAACAGAGAGAAAGAUGUGAAGCUGCUUCAACAGGAGGAGGAGGCCGUCAAUGGCUCUGCUGAUAAAGCAGUGGAGGACAGUGAGGAGAUCCUCACUGAGAUGAUCCGUCUGCUGGAGGAAAGAAGCUCUGAUGUGGAGCAGAAGAUCAGAUCCCAGCAGGAAACUGAAGUGAGUCGAGCCAGAGAGCUUGAGGAAUGGAAGCAGCUCUCAGACGCAGAUUACAACCAGUUAUACAGCUACCCCUUACAUUCACCACUCAGUGGAGCUACACACUCAUCCAGCAUCAGGAUCCGUCCUCUGAGGUACUUUAAGGACUCACAGGAAAUCACACUGGAUCCAAACACAGCACACAGACGUCUGUUAUUAUCUGAGGGAAACAGAAAAGUAACUUAUAUGAGUGAAGAUCAGUCUUAUUCUGAUCACCCAGACAGAUUCACUUGUUGGUGUCAGGUCCUGAGUAGAGAGAGUCUGACUGGACGUUGUUACUGGGAGGUGGAGAUGGAGGUGGGGGUGGGAGAAUUUGAAGUAGCAGUCGCAUACAAAGAUAUCAGAGAACAAGAAUACCAAAUGGAAUAUUUAUUUGGAAAAACUGAUAAAUCUUGGUCAUUAUCUUGUGAUGUAAACGGUUAUGACUUUUAUAGUGAAAUCGUUGACACUCCAGUGUCAGGUCCUGUGUCCUCCAGAGUAGGAGUGUACCUGGAUCACAGUGAAGGUGUUCUAUCCUUCUACAGCGUCUCUGACACCAUGACUCUCCUCCACAGAGUCCAGACCACAUUCACUCAGCCGCUCUAUGCUGGAGUUAGGCUUUGUUCUGGAGCCACAGCUGAGUUCUGUAAACUCAAAUAGACUCGAGUCAUUAAAAGCAGUGAUUAAGAUUCUGUGUGUAAAUCUUUAACUUCUUUUGUCUCCAUGUUUGUUGAUCAAAGUUCGCCGUGGUGACGUUUCUGCUCCGCACAGAGAUCAGCUGUCAAUCAAACACUGACCUUCCUUUGUCACACAUAUUUAGUUCUCACUUUGUAAA